AAAAUAAGAAUUGAUAUUGAAAUCAAGAAAGAAUAUCUUUUGCAAUCUAGAAUAAUAGAAAUUUUAUAUAAACUACGAGAAAAAAGAAUAGCAUUAUUAAGACAACCAUCUUCACCUAAACAACUAGCUGAAAAUGAAGAUGAAAAUGAAAUUUAUUUAUCUACAAGAAUAAUCGAUAAUGCAAAACCAAAUAGAAAUUAUAAUAGAAAUGACAUUGCGCAAAUUUCAUAG
This is a messenger RNA of Racocetra persica, 231 nucleotides long. NCBI's taxonomy places the organism in Eukaryota, Fungi, Glomeromycota, Glomeromycetes, Diversisporales, Gigasporaceae. The record is from the annotation of a GenBank genome assembly.